This is a messenger RNA of Didymella exigua CBS 183.55, 5627 nucleotides long. Its product is annotated as Rho guanyl nucleotide exchange factor. Gene Ontology annotation, molecular function: guanyl-nucleotide exchange factor activity. The coding region runs from base 424 to 5388 and encodes 1654 amino acids. The transcript has 2 exons. NCBI's taxonomy places the organism in Eukaryota, Fungi, Ascomycota, Dothideomycetes, Pleosporales, Didymellaceae. The record is from RefSeq and is a predicted model, not a curated record.
CGACGCGCAUAGACCGCACGCUCCUUCUGCGCACCCGUAGAGCGUCACCAACACAGUCCUGUGACGCAACCGCCUCCGCACCCUCGACCGCUGCCCACCUGCCCGCGCUACGGACGCCCAAGAACCUCGCUUGGACGCCCGAAACCACGCACAGGCAGCACGCGCCCAUUGUUUACGGCCGAGACACCUCAGGCAGGCACACCUCAGCAGUCGCAUCGAAAAGCGCUGGCCGCAUUGCCCCACCUAUACGCUGCUGGGAGACGUGGGUCUGCUGGAUCGCCAGACGCAGCGCGCUCAGCCCAGCGGCCCCGGCCAUGCUGCAUCUGCACAUGCAACACUCUCCUGCAGCCUCGUGAAUGACGACACCGACCCGGUUCCCUCCACAGCGCGCCUCCGCGGGCCCCUCGGCGAGCACGAGCAGCCAUGUCGUACUAUCAGGGCAACGGCCAGAACUACUACAACCCCAGCAUACCGCACUCGCAGGGCGCACAGCAGCCCUAUCAGGACCCCUAUGAGCGCGACAACGACGAGCAGGCGAACGGCGGCGCUGGAGGCUAUGGGUAUGCCAAUCCCGUGCGGCGCAACAGCUUUGCGAACCGCAACGACGAGCUGUUCAUUGGCAGCAGCGCAGCGUCCCCUGCCGUGAGCCAAGGACCGACAUCUCCUACCGUUGGCAGCUACGGGAGCAGCUACGGAUAUCAGUCGCCGCCGCAGCAGUACAACCCUCAGAACUACAAUGCCCCUGCUGUUGCGCUGCCGAACCCACAACACUACGGCGGCGUCAACAGGACAUUCGCAGCACCAGCCUCAUCACAUCAGCCCUACGUCCCCGCGGCCUAUGCUGAUAGCGGGCUGGCCAGGAACAGCACAGUCAGCCACCCAUAUGGCUUCUCUCCUACCUCUCCCACCGCCACAUACCCGUCGCCCACUGCUUACCAGAAUACUUCGCAGUUCGGCCGAACGGCCUCUCUCCAGGGCCGGUCGGCUUACUCGCCUCCAGCCCCGCCGCCGCUACCCGUGCCCCCGGGCAGCGCGACAUCAGCCUCAGAAGACUGGGGCAGCUAUCCGACACGAACGGCAUCGAAUGCGCACUCGCAAUCGCACUACCACUCUUCUCAUGCGCCCCUGCCAUCGCCCCCGUCCCACGAUACCGGGUACAGCGCGCAAGACCGAGUCGGUAGAUACAACUCGACCUCGAGCCUUCACUCAAACCCUCUGCCUCCGACGCCAGAGGUGCCUCCCCAUGCAUCACCACAGCGAACGAACACGGUCUCAUCGCGCCCCCUCCCCGACCCUCCUACCGAGUCCGACAGCGAUGAAUACUUCUCACCACACAACGGUCCCUCGUACAACCAGGACCAGUUAUUUGACGACGUCAUGAACAUGACCUCCGGCAACAGCCCGAGGAUUCAGGUGCAGCAACCGAACGGCAGCGAGUAUUACGACGAGACGGGCAGACGGGCCUCCGGGAGAAACGGCGAGCGUACGAAUGGGGAUCGUCUUGCGCCCUAUCCGGUCCGCGAUGUGUACAUGAGUGACGAUAGCGAUGUUGAAGCUGCUGCUGGCUUAGCUGCGCUCAGAUUAGCAGAAGAGCAGGAGGAAGCUGAUGAGGCGCGCCGGCGCAGUGGAGGAGCAGGACUGUUCAGCAGCUACGCGACGAUGCCCUCUCCACCUCUUCCCCAGGAGCCGAAUCGGCACGCCGAACGAAGUGCCAGCGAUAGCGACUAUGCGCCAGUUGACCUGGGUCUAUAUGGUGGAAAUUUCGCACCUUCAUUUGCAUAUGGAGGAGAUCCGAGACAAUUAGCGACCGGAAGCAGCCAUCCAGUCUCGUCGUCUGGCUCACAACGAAGAUCUGAGCCUGCUAGCGACGACUAUGAUCCCAUUCAUCCUUUCCCAUCAUUCUCGAGCAACGCGCGUGUUGAUACUUUUGGUACAGGUGGAUUAGAAGAGCCUAGCGCACGUCGGCGGAGCUAUGAUGAGGGGGAUGAGGUCACACUGAUGGACUCUGCAUCUGGCAUGUCUGGCGCGACGUUGCUGCCCUCCUCUGCGAUGCCUGGUGAGCCUCCUGAUAUGUUCUACCACCCCGGCAUAACCAACAGGCCUCUGCCACCUCCACCAACGAGCUCGGAUAGCGCCCGUCAACGGAUGAAUCACGCGAGCACCAGCUCGCAAGGAUCGUCUGGAACAUACGAGUACUGGCGUAACUUGCCAGCCUCUCACAACUCGUACCCCGUCGAUCCUAGUGCGAGGCCCAUGAUCUCGCCGACAGGUACACAAGUUCCCCGGUCCACGUCUCUACUCCAACAUAGCAACCCACCUCGCGAGAUACCACUUCCACGGUCGAAGACAGAUGCCGAACAACACAGGUUACGGCAAUCCAACCGCAACACCUUCUAUGGUGGAGCUGCGGACAGCGAUGGCAACACCUUAACUCCUGCUAGCGCUGAUGCGGUCGCAAUCGACCUACCUACCCUGCCAACAGGGAGGCGCUUCAAUCCGGCCAAGCUGUCUACCAACGACUUCAAGAAGUGCAUCGAGCCCUGGGCUCUCAGUUCAAUUAUCUCAUGGCUGAAAUUCAUGACUGAAGGGGAGAACGACCUUAAAGAGGGUCCAAUUCAGGAGGGACUUGUGGCUCUCUUCACCCACAAAGUGCCUACAAUGAACAUAGCUGAUGCAGAGACGCUUAGUAGUCGGGUCGUGCAAGAUAUGUACAAGGCAGGAACUCUGAUGCAUGACGAAGAAUGGCUCAAAUUUUCUUCGAUCAGCAUGACUGGCGUCAUUUUCCAACUCACGGGAGCUGGUUGCUAUGCGCCAAUGCUGCAUACACAGGCGAGCCCAGGGCGAUGCUACUCACACCAUUGCCAGAGGACGCUGAAGAAAAUUGACCUGCAUUCGCCUGCCGCUGCUGCCCGUAAGGAGGACUGGGCAACCUUCCAUAAGCUGAAGAAGGAGGACGUUGUGGGAGCGGACAAGAAGGAAGUCGAACGCCAGAACAACCUGCACGAGAUUGUGCAAGGAGAGGAUCAGUAUAUGGAUCGACUGGACGUCUUGCGCCGACUUUACCGAGACAGACUUGUGUCUGCACAACCUCCCGUCGUUCCACCCAAGAAGCUGAACAGAUUUAUCAACGAUGUGUUCAGCAAAGCAGACGCAGUGAAGAAGGCGAACGAGGACCAUUUGCUCCCCCAAAUCAAGUACAGACAACAAGAGCAGGGUCCUUGGAUUGUUGGCUUUAGUGACAUCUUCCGAGAAUGGAUUAGGAAGGCCAAGCAGGCGUACAUUGAAUACGCUGCCGCUUUCCCAUACGCCAGCUUCUUGGUGCGCCAAGAGGCCGACAGAAACAUGCUGUUCCGUGCUUUCUUGGACGAGACCCAGGCGCAUCGACUGUCUGAGAGGUUACCGUGGCAAAAUUUCCUCAAGGCCCCUAUCGACAGACUGCAGCGCUAUGGUCUUCUCAUUGACACGGUAAUUAAGAAUUCAAUCGUGGACAACGAUGAGAAGCGCAACCUCAUCAUCGCCAAGGAAGAGAUCAAAGCCGUCACGCUGGAGUGCGAUGCUCGGGUGGCUGAGAUGGAACGCAAGGUCAGUCUGACGGAUCUGCAAUCGAAGCUCAUCUUGCGACCUGGAAUGCAACGUGUCGAGCUCAACUUGGACCACCUGGGACGAGAGCUCAUCUACCGAGGAGAUCUGCAAAGGAUGGGAGGCAGUCGAUUCAACUGGCUUGAAACACAUGCUCUGCUUUUUGACCAUUACCUUGUAUUGGCAAAGACAGUCGCAUACCGUGAACAAGAUGGUGUGACGAAAUCUGAGAAGUACGAUGUCUCCAGGCUUCCCAUCCCCAUGGAUCUGCUUGUUCUAGAAAGCGAAGACGACGACCCUGUGGUACGCUCCAACUUGAAGGGCAUUGCUCCUGUUAAUAGGAUGGCACCCGGUGCCGGGCGGACAGCUGGCAGUCCAGGUCCCGGUUCGUUGGCCCACACGGCAACCUCGACUUCGAUGGGCUCAACAAGUACCGGCACGUCGGGAAAGACAAUGGUCAAUAAUACGAACUUGGAGGGCGCAAGGGAUGAGAAAAUUCUGUACCCAUUCAAGGUCAAGCAUCUUGGAAAGGAGACGUACACUCUAUACGCUUCGUCCGCGCAGAACAGGGCCGACUGGUGCGACAAACUCAUCAUUGCGAAGACACGUCAUGCAGCUGCGUUGUUCGCUCAAAACGCGGAGCCUUUCCGUCUGCGCGUAAUGGCUGACUCGGCGUUCGCAUAUGACAGCGUCAUGCCUACGACGAAGGGUAUCACCAUCAAGGGAACCCCACUCGACCGCUCCAUCGACGUGGUGGAGAAACUCUUCGCCAACUCAGGUCGGCCAGUGCCAAUCUGCAGAGCUCGUGUCAACUGUGCCACAGCCUUCAACCAACCUUAUGGCAAGCACGUCAUUGCUGUCGGUACUGAUAUCGGCGUGUAUAUUUCCGACUAUGACAACCCAAGAGGUUGGACAAAGGCGAUUCAAAUCCCACGAGUUACACAGAUUGCUGUCCUUGAGCAAUUCAGCUUGAUGCUACUCAUCUCCGACAAAUCGCUCAUCGCAUACCACCUCGAUGCCGUUUGCCCCGUCAGUGGCGUGCCUCCUUCUAAUGACUCGACUCGUCGGGCGCCGCAGAAACUGUCGGGCGCUCGUGACAUCGGGUUCUUCGCUACAGGCACCAUGAAGGACCGCACACUCGUCUUCUACAAGAAGCGUGAAGGCCUCUCCUCGACGUUCAAAGUUCUCGAACCGGUAUACCAAAAGUCCACAGAAAAGAAAUCUCGCAUCUGGAAGUCCGGCCGCACCGAGUUCUUCCGCGAAUACGACGAAUUCUACAUCCCUGCCGACUGCUAUACAAUCAACCUCUUCCACAGCUCCCUCGCCAUCUCAACAGCCAAGGGCUUCGAAGUCAUGACCCUUGAUAAGAAGCAGCCCUGGAGUGUGCCAGACCUCAAACAGCAACACGUCGCCACCAUCGCCUCGCGGCUCACCAACCAAGACCCGCUUGGCAUGUUCCGCCUCUCGGAUCAAGAGUUCCUGCUCUGCUACGAAGAGUGCGCGGUCUACAUCAAUAAAAAUGGCGACAUUAGUCGCUCCGUCAUCAUGGAGUUUGUCGGCAAGGCCAAGAGCGCGGCCAUGUACGGGCCGUAUGUCUUGCUCUUUGAUCCUGACUUCGUCGAGAUAAGAAAUGCACAGAACGGUAGACUUAGACAGGUCAUUGCCGGCAGAGAUGUCAAGUGUCUAGACGAUGGGCUGUCAGGCACGAGUGGGCACAAUCGCACGAUCAAGAUGAGCUUGCAGCAUCCGCAGGUCGAGAGAUGUCAGGUUGUGGUUGAGUUGGUGCUUAACGAGGGGCAGAAAGAGUAGAGUCGUCAUUGAAGGGCACAUGAGGAUGACGCUGGGCGGGGGUUUGCAUGUUUGUUUUGUUUCGCUGGAUACCUUGUGAUUUACCGCCAUCUCACAUUUAUUGCUUGUGUCAGUUACAGUUAGCGAUAGGGCGAUCUGGCCGUGCAGUGCUGGCGAGCAGGGACGGACGUCCUUGUUCAGGGCUUAUUGUCAUCGUGACGCUACAUAGGCAAUGAUAAUGUACAUGCAUCUAGCUCCGA